This is a messenger RNA of Linum trigynum, 1586 nucleotides long. The record is from the annotation of a GenBank genome assembly. Lineage: Eukaryota; Viridiplantae; Streptophyta; Magnoliopsida; Malpighiales; Linaceae.
CUUCUUUCCCUUCGCGCGCUGCCUCGCACGCCGUCAGCCGCCGUCCUCCAAGUCACCGUCGAAUUGUACCAAACCCUUCGAAUUCUCGGUCGUCCUCUUUCUUCCGCCCAUUUGCCCACCGGGUAAAGAACCUGGUGUCUUCCUCCUCUCGGUUAGUCUCGCACUCCAGAAAUUUUGGCUUCCUUCAGUGUAUUCAUACAUCGGUCCACCCAAUUCAUCAUCGUCAAUGGCGAAAGGGAGGACCGGGAAUGCCCUGUUUUUUGUUGGCCGCUUAAAGCAUCCAAUGAAUCGAAUUUUCCCUCCAAUCUUCAACGAUAGACUCUACCGCUUCGUUCCUAUUUCUCUUUUAAAUUGUUUACGAUUAGGGAUUCAUCUUUCUUUAGCUGGGUUAUUGGUUACGAUUGGGAAUCUCAUGUUCUCAUGAGCUAUCGGUCGCAUCCCACGUUCUAGUUACUGAUUCUAGGGAGUGUCGAUUGUUUGCCCUGUUGCAGCUUCCGGUGUCAACAAUGAUAGCUGCGUUUUCAGCUGAAUGCUCUGUUGCAGCUUAUGUGUCAAAUUAUACCUAACCUAUCUUUGCUCCUCUCGUCGCUGUUGGUAGACAUUGAAUUACAAUACUUCUUAAGAGUUUGUGAUUUCAGGGGGUUUUGUAUGUAAGUUGUACGAGCUAGUAGUAGUAGAUUUACUGUGGAUCCCCUUACCAAACCUCAAAUAUAUGAACAUAGAAGUAUAAAGUUUAUGCUUUUGUUCUGGAGGAGAAUUGGAGCUUCAUUGGUUUGAUUAUAUUGGCAUGUACGUGGUUCAUACAGUUUUUAGUUUUACUCGUGAGUUUCUAGAUUUUCAUGGACAGCUGAAUAAGAAGCACAUGCCUUCUCUUGGAGGUGUUCAUUCCGAAUUUUUUCUGCAAUAAGCUUUUAACAACACUCUCUCGAUCCCCUAUCUUCCAGGUUGUUGUGGAGAAUCAGGGAAUUCGUGAGUUCCAUCGAUGGAUGACCUAUAUGAAGUCAUAGGGAAUAACAGGAUUGAAGAUGUGAGUUGGAUAUGUUCCCUCUCCGAGUCUGAGCUUGAUCUACUAAUCAGCUUGAAAAAGCUGGUGAUUCUGCGGGCAAAGGCUAUUGGUCAUGUGGAACUGGCAGAGAAAUUUGACUUGAAGAUGCUCCGAGCAAUCGGGUUCGUCGUAAUGGAACAUUUCAGACAAAAGGUCAAAGACUUACCACCAGUACCGGGCAUGGACGAGACUAGUGCAUACUUAGAUGGUUGCAACUUACUAAAAUCUAAGCUUGGCGACAACUUGAGCAUUGAAGAGAUGAAGUCAUGUCUUGGUAUGAAGAGUGAAAAAGACUAUUUCAAAAGACCACAGGACGAGCCAAAAGUAAGAACGCAGAGCCGGAGAUAGUCAGAUUGUCGGGACAUAAUUGACGAUGCUCGAUGUCAUUUUUGCUAUCAACAACUUUCAGUUAUGCGUCAGAGUUGCACUGUGAACUCUUAUCGUACAAAAAAAGAAGUCAUGAGUUCAUGAAGUCUGUAAAUUGAUUGGAUGUCAAGCCAUCAGCUUUACCACUUGGCGUGAAUAAAGAGUAAUUACAAAG